Pieris napi is the source of this 921-nucleotide messenger RNA. RefSeq lists its product as uncharacterized. The record is from RefSeq and is a predicted model, not a curated record. Gene Ontology annotation, biological process: regulation of transcription by RNA polymerase II. The transcript has 2 exons. Bases 71 to 868 code for a protein of 265 amino acids. Gene Ontology annotation, molecular function: DNA binding. Lineage: Eukaryota; Metazoa; Arthropoda; Insecta; Lepidoptera; Pieridae. Gene Ontology annotation, cellular component: nucleus; transcription regulator complex.
CUUGCCUCAGUUAACCUGAAGUCGACGGUAACGCACGCACGUAGUCUGUGGUUCACAUAGGUAGAUAAAUAUGGAUAUAGAAUUAUUUAUAUCAGAAAUACAAUCCCGUCCUGCUAUUUGGGAUUCAAAAAGUGAUAGUUAUAGUAAUAGAGGAGAAAAAGUGAAGGCCUGGGAAGAAAUCUGCGAAUUGUUUGUGGGAAAUUUUUCGAAUAAAACUGCCAAAGAAAAGAACAUUGUAGUAACUAAAUUACAGAGGAAGUGGAAGAGUCUUCGUGACAGUUUUAACAGAGAAAAUGCAAAAAACAAGAACGUUGCGAGUGGUUCGGCAGCAACAAGCAGUAAACAGUACAUUUAUUUCAAUCAUCUAUCUUUCUUGAAUUCCUUAAAAGAAGUGAGACCGCCUACCGAUGUUACUAAUGCAACUAAUGAUGCGGAAACACCUCGCCCGAAAAUGAACAGAAACAUUAAUAUAAAAAGGGCCGAAAAAUCAGAAAAUGAAAUUCUCAGAACACUUUCGGAAAAUUUAAAACGUAAACAUGAUCAAAUAAUCGACCAAAAUGACCCCGAUAAGCAAUUUCUGAUGUCGCUGCUUCCACAUCUAAAAAAAAUUGACGAAAAUUGUAAACUUGAUUUUCAAUUAGAAAUAUUACAGUUAAUUAGAAAGUACACGCAUAAUCAAAAUUAUGAAACCUGUUCGGCACAAUAUUAUGGUUAUUCUUCAGGAAAUGACAACAAACACUUGACACAAAACGCUUCUACAUCUAUCCCGUCUUCACCUAUAAUUCAGCUUUCUCCAACACAUUCAUAUUAUUCUGACCAGUCUAUGGACAACAGUUCUGUUAUCGAAGACAUGUUCAUUGUUCCGUGAUGAUGACGAGUGAUAUUAAAUUAUAAUAAACACACAAUAACUAAAUACAAAUA